Molecule: messenger RNA, 1158 nt
Organism: Quercus robur (English oak)
Lineage: Eukaryota; Viridiplantae; Streptophyta; Magnoliopsida; Fagales; Fagaceae
Product: heat stress transcription factor B-4b-like
Exons: 2
Coding region: 185-1012 (275 amino acids)
Biological process (GO): regulation of transcription by RNA polymerase II
Cellular component (GO): nucleus
Molecular function (GO): DNA-binding transcription factor activity; RNA polymerase II cis-regulatory region sequence-specific DNA binding
Source: RefSeq, a predicted model, not a curated record
AUUAACUUUUAUUUUAGUGACAUGGUCAUAUGUUUUUGUUUGCUAAAGUUAGAAAAUUCUUUAUGUGUGUGAGAGAGAGAGAGAGAGAGAGAGCUUUAAACAUGUUGCGGGGUUGGAGUGAAUGAAUAGAGAGUCAUUGUAAAGACAUAUGUGGUAGAAGAAGAAGCAUAAUAGUCUGGUGGUAAUGGCUUUCACAAUGGAGAGGUGUGAAGAGAUGGUGUUCUCAGUGGAGUCUCAAAAGACAGUGCCAGCGCCAUUUCUGACAAAGACAUACCAACUGGUUGAUGACCCUCGCACUGAUCACAUUGUGUCUUGGGGUGAAGAUGAAACCACCUUUGUUGUGUGGAGGCCUCCUGAGUUUGCUAGAGAUCUCCUACCAAACUACUUCAAGCACAACAACUUUUCAAGCUUUGUUAGGCAGCUUAAUACCUAUGGUUUUAAAAAGAUUGUUUCAGACCGAUGGGAAUUUGCAAACGAGUACUUCAGAAAAGGUGCAAAGCACUUAUUAUCCGAGAUCCACAGAAGGAAAACCCCUCAGCACCAUCACCAACAGUACUACCAUGACCAACCACACCAAUUUUUCCAACCAGAUGAUAAUGCAGCUUGGUUUGACUCUCCAUUGCCAUCUCCAAAACCCAAUACCGAUAUCCUUACGGCUCUCACAGAAGAUAAUCAGCGACUGAGGAGAAAAAACUUCAUGCUAUUGUCAGAACUAGCUCACAUGAAGAAUCUCUACAAUGACAUUAUCUACUUCAUUCAAAACCAUGUAAAACCUGUAUCUUUUGACCAAAGAAACAGUCAUGCUAUUCCCAAGCUCAUAGAGUUGGAUUCUUUAUGUGAGGCUCAAAAUGUUGUGGGUGUUCAUGGGGCUAAAGGCUGCAACUUGGGUAAUAAGUCUUUGGUGACUUCAACUGAGGAUACAAACAGUACUGUCAAGCUGUUUGGAGUCCCUCUUAGUGGCAAGAAGAGAUUGCAUUCUGAAGAAUUGAAAUUUGGGGUCUCUAAUGUUUAAACUGUUGGUAGGCUCCAGUUGUUUUGGCUGAGAUUUAUUAGCAAAAAUGUUAUGUACAGUUGAGAGCUCAAGUUCAGCUGAGCUAAUUAAGCUACUUCAUGAUUCAGUAGCAAUUCUUGGAAUGAGCAAGUUUGGCUUUUCCUCUA